Porites evermanni is the source of this 3577-nucleotide messenger RNA. The record is from the annotation of a GenBank genome assembly. NCBI's taxonomy places the organism in Eukaryota, Metazoa, Cnidaria, Anthozoa, Scleractinia, Poritidae.
AUGCAGCAGAGAAGCGGUUUUACGCUGCGUCUUUAUGAUUAUUUAAUAACUGGUAUUUAUCAAGGACAAAACUUCAUGGAAUUAUCUGAAGGCAUUGCAUCAAUGAAUUACAGACAGUACAUGCGUAAUAAACCGGACAGCAAAGAGUUAUCUGUAAAGGAGUUUGAGAGUAUUCCUUUCAUUGCCUAUCCAAGCAACGAUAAACUAAUGGAUUUGUUUCUCAUGCAGUUUGAGCGGAACAAGAAACGUUAUGAGAAUAACAUGCAGAAACACACAGGGGAGAUUCUGUCCUGUGACCACACCUUUAGAACGAGUAAACAUAUCGGGGUAACCCGCGAGGACGGCAAGUUUGUAGGACAGUUUAAAAACGUCUUCUUGGGGGUGAACGAAAACGGAGAAGUUAUGAUGUGGAAGUUUACGAAGACGACUUCUUCGUCCGAAAUUAUCGAUUCAGUUAAAGAACUGAAAGAGAGGCUUCAUAAGGCAAGCACUAACUUAAAAAUGAUAAUAGUGGAUGACUGUUGCCACGUGAUGAACCUAUAUGGACAAAUAUUCCCGGGGAUAAAGGUUCGGCUAGACUUAUUUCACGCGUGUAUGAGAGUUGUACAAACGGUACCCAAAAGCGAAGAUUACAGUAAACAAUUUGCUAAUGAAUUUUCUUUAAUUUUCCGUCAAAAUGGAGACCUUGGUAACGAGAGAACAAUGAGCACACCUUGUCCUGAUGAAAUAGAAUCAAAUCUUGAACGUCUUCUAUUUGUUUGGAGAGAAAAGCUGAAAACGGAAACCCUUCUUCAAAUUGAAAAUUUGCGCAAGCAUAUAAAGAAAGGAUGUCUCUCGGAAAUACCUGUUGGAUGUGGGACUGAAAUAAAUGAGCGACUUCACAGACAUCUUAACCGAUCAUUACUGUGCGGAGUAUCCAAAAUUGGACCUGAGUUGGCGGUAGCGGUAAUGGCGUGUGCCUUGUAUGCAUGGAAUUGCAAACGAAGAAUAAAAACAACACUCAAUAAGAGAACAAUUCCGAUCACGCCAAUUGAAUUAGAGCCUUUAGAGUCUUUAAACCAAGCGACCCCUUAUGUUCAGUCUCACAUGACGGCUGUGGAUUCUACGUCAACGUCAUUACCCGGUUCAAUAUCUGGAACUGUCUCUAAAAAUAGCAGUAAGGCUAGUAGAAUGCCAGGGACAUCAUCCGUUUUCGUCACAGUUAAGACUGUGGAAGAACUGGAAAACGAUUCCGUCUUGAACUACAUUUUGGAACGAGCGCUGCACAUACAAGAAUUUAUCGCCAGUUGGACAACAAAAUGUAACAACAAAACAAUAGAUUUGAUUAGUCUUCUCUGGAAGAUAAACUUACCGGCAGCUAACCUUUAUGAACAGGAGUCAAAGUUAAACGUUAUGGAAUUAAAUUUGACCCCACAGCACAAAGAUAACCUGUUAAGAAAUCUCACAGGAUUUAAUCUUCAGUUGGACCCAAUUAACAAAGACGGAAACUGCUUCUUCAGAGCAACAGCCCGGCAGCUACAAAAACACUUGCAACGUUCGGAUUUACAAAAUCUACAGCAUAUUUCCUCACUGGGGCUUGGAAUCAACGAGGAACGUGACACGGAAAACCUGAGACUACUUUUCGUGCGUGAAGUCACUGAAAAUCUCGAUGAAUACAGGGAGUGGAUGUCCUAUUCGUCAAAUGUACGGGAAAUUGAACGUUUUAAAACUGAUGGCCAUUUCGCAAGUGACAUUGGCGACAUCUGUGCUAAGGCAUGUGCUAAUCUCCUCCGUGUCCCGAUAAUUGUAAUUACAGCUUUGCCUAAUGUCCCAUCCAUUCCAUUUUUACCAAAACAUUUCAUCACUGCUGUACCUAUGUAUCUGGCGUACGACCAUUCAGGUCCAGGGCAUUAUGACGCUACAAAAGGUAAAUAAGCAUGCAUAAGGCAUUAAGACGGAAUCCACUAGGAAAUUGAGUAAUUUUAAUUUUCAGUGUACAAAAAUACCAGAAUAAUUCAAACAACAUCGCAUUCUUUUUUAUAUUUUUCAAGGGCUAUGGAUGCAAUUAGUUAUCUGUAACACCAAAGAAUGUGAAAAGAAAAUGUCUCAUGAGAGCCAGAGAAAAUAAAUGUCAAAUUUCACAAAAUGACACCUUACACAUGAAUUUUCAGAACUUUACCUGUGUUUUCACAAUUCUUGUGAAAUUUGACAUUUAUUUUCUCGGGUUCCCAUCAGAAAUAGUCUUUGGUGUUAUUACAGAUAACUGUUUAUAUAUCCAUAGCCCUAGAAAAAUGUGAAAAAGAAUGCGAGGUUAAAUAAAUUGUUCUGGUACAAGAUUUUUGUCCACUGAAAAUCAAAAUUACUCAGUUUCCUGACGGAUUCCGUCUUAAGCCUUGUUUAAGUGUAGCACGUUUGCUUGGAUGAUUUUGUUAUUGGCAUUUGUACGUUUUCCUGCCCGUGUGUGUGCAAGGUCUUUUAAAUAAGCAAAUAAAUAUAUAAAGAAAUAAAUAAUGAUUUAGAGGUAACACAUCCGCAAAGUGGUUCUUCUUCUACCUGAUUCCUGAUCUAAUUGGGAUUUGGAAAUGCUACCGGCAAAAAAAAACUCUCGGAGCAAAGGAGAUGAAGAGCAACAAACUCAACCCACAUAUGGCGUCGACGCCGGGAUUAUUACCUAUUGGAUUGGCAAUCACUCAAUCAUAAAUAUCAAAGAAGAUACUCUCUUAUUUACAGAUGAAGAAAAAAACGAGUGUCUAUCAUUUGAAACGUGGAUAUCUUAAAAAUCAACUAGUCCAUAGGAUAAUAAUAAUUGUAAUAAUUAUAAUUAAUCAUGAUGAUGAUAUAUGUUUUACUUACACUGUAUUUUUUCUCUGGUAUGUUUCCAGAGUUUCUGAAUUCGAAUGAUGAAACGGAAGGAAAUGAGACUAAAACCAGAUGUACCUGUGGCAAGAAUGUGAAAGACCCUUCCAAAAUGGCUUGUACAUCUUCUAAAUGUCCUUGUAACAGAAAAAGUCAAGCGUGCUCAAGAAAAUGUCGCUGCUUCAAUUGUAAGAACAAAAAUAAUGCUGCCACUGAGGGAGGGAGACAAUUAGGCGAAACCCGCAAACGCAAACGCGGAUGUACAUGUUGUAAUACCUUAAACAAAGAAGAUAAAGGUCGUGUAUCGUGCAGAGAUGGAAAAAGAAAAAGAAAAUGUCCAUGCGUUGCUGAAGGACUCGGGUGUACCGAGUCAUGCAAAUGUUACAACUGUGGAAAUAUCUUUCAAAUUGGCGGUGUUUCCGCUUCACCAGGCACAGGAAGGAAAAGAAGGAGAGCUACCAUUUCAACCUACAAGAGACAACGAGGAAAAGAGUUUAUGGAAAGACAGAAAGCUCCAGUGACCUCGGGACCUUGGAGACUGCUAGAAACAUUGUGUCUAGUAGUUUGUAAGGAAAUUCUCUUCAUUAGAGAGCUUCCAAGAAAUUCAUCAAACUUUUCAACGCUGUACAACUUUGUUGCAGAAUCGGACAAGGUUAAGGAAAUGUCUUUAACGAUUGAACGAAAAAGUACAGCUCAAGUAGCGGCAAAAAUCGCACAUUUGUCAGAACAUAAUAAUUGUUGA